This is a messenger RNA of Melanotaenia boesemani (Boeseman's rainbowfish), 1257 nucleotides long. It is a transcript of the gene zar1l, whose product is annotated as zygote arrest 1-like. The record is from RefSeq and is a predicted model, not a curated record. Gene Ontology annotation, cellular component: cytoplasm. Gene Ontology annotation, biological process: translation. NCBI's taxonomy places the organism in Eukaryota, Metazoa, Chordata, Actinopteri, Atheriniformes, Melanotaeniidae. The transcript is spliced from 5 exons. The coding region runs from base 16 to 1059 and encodes 347 amino acids. Gene Ontology annotation, molecular function: mRNA base-pairing post-transcriptional repressor activity.
CCUCCUAGCUCCAAAAUGGCGCCAACAUGCAUAGAUUCAGUGCCCAUGGGUACAAACCAUCGGCGAGUGCGCAGCGCCACCUAUAGAAGAGCUCACGUAGUGCUCCAAAAAGCCAUGUGUAUAAAUCCGAAGAAGAAGAGCUUGGAUCGGUUUCAUGGCUCCAGGAUGGAGGGGUUCCUCUCCACGGUUUCCCCCUACAACGUCUAUGGUAACGCGGUGUGCGGUCCCUCGGCUCAGGGCAGCAGCUGGGGGAAGAGAGAGGGCCGCUUCAUGACCCCUCAGGGCUUCAACUACCUGGAGCUCUGCAAGACCAUCCUGUCCCAAGUCCAACCCAGUUUACCCCUUCCUGUGCUCAAGAGGACCAGCACUAAGGAAUGCGGCGUUCAAGUGAACGCCAAAGUGGAUAAAAUCGUCCAAUGUUCGCUGGGACCCAAGACUCUGCUUUUCGACGAGAAUACCGCCUUCUCAAAGUCCACAGAGAGUCCGGAUCUCUUCAAACCGGAGGGAAAGGCGCAGUUCAGCACACCGCCGGUGAGCAACCUGCGCUUCCUGAGACCUGUAUCCAUCUACUCUCCGAUGUUUGACCGCAGGAUUCUGCUGAAAACACUCGAUGACUGUUGUGGAAGAGAAGAUGCUGAAACCUCCAAACAAGCCAAGUCUGAUGCGAGCACAGGUCACAGUGGAGAGGACGCAGAAAAGGGCCUCAAGACCACUUUCCACUGGUCAUCAAAGGGCUCUAACUUUCAGUUCCUGGAGCAAAGGUAUGGCUUUUUCCACUGCAAGAAGUGCAACAUCCGGUGGGAGAGUGCUUAUGUAUGGUGCAUCUCUGGAACCAGUAAGGUGUACUACAAGCAGCUCUGCCGGAAGUGCCAGGUGGGAUUUAACCCCUACAGAGUGGAGUCUAUCAUCUGCAAGGGCUGUUCUCAGACUUCCUGCACCUGUGAGAAGAAGCAGAGGCACAUAAACAUGAAGAGGCCUCACCGUCAGGACCUGUGCUGCCGCUGUAAAGGAAUGAAGUUGUCCUGCGACGCCACCUACAGCUUCAAGUACAUAGUCUGAGCUGCCCAGCAUGACAGUCGCCUAGCAUGUCUGAUUGCAUCUGCUGCGCAGGUUGAAGUCAUGCCAGUAAUGUCAGCAAACAUGUGAUAGAAAUAGUUUUGACAUCUUUACUUUGAGACAAACUUGUACAGAGCUUCAACUCAAAACAACUUCACAAAGGCUGUAAAAGUAUUUACAUGGUGGAAAAAAAAAACUCUU